Cuscuta europaea is the source of this 1563-nucleotide messenger RNA. The record is from the annotation of a GenBank genome assembly. NCBI's taxonomy places the organism in Eukaryota, Viridiplantae, Streptophyta, Magnoliopsida, Solanales, Convolvulaceae.
CGGGCCCACACCACACCACGAAGCAAAAGAUCCGAUAAAACCACCCCCGGCUGCUCUCGUCCCACCCCCGCCGGGAAUUAAAGGAUCGUGCCGGAAUGGCUUCUGGCCACCACACCUGCAUCUGCCGUUCCUCCACCGCCGCCGCAGCCCCCACCCCAUGUUUUUGCUACUCCAUACACCCCGCCACCCACUAUCACCCUCCGCCGCCAGACCCACAUUCCCAGCUUCCAUGCUUUCCAGACCACCAACACCAUCCCCACUUGUUCCAUCCUUGCCCAAAUUCGCCCUAUAGCUCCCAAACCCUCCACCACCACCACCAGAACCAACGCUGCCCGCCUCAGCCUUUCCUUCAAGAGCUCCACCAUCACUGCCAAACGCAGCAGGAAUUGAACCCCCAACCCAUCGUUUCUUCCCUCCUCCGCCGCAUCGCCACUCUGGAGUCUUCCCUCCGCCGCCGAUCCGUCUCUUCUCACUCCCUCCGCGAUACAGCUGCUCGUACCAUCCAGGCUCAAUUCAGAGCCUUCCUUGUUCGUAGAUCGAGAACCCUACGUCAGCUCAAACAGCUCGCUUCUAUCAAGUUAGCCUUCAACGUCCUCAAAUCGUCGGCUUCCGAUAGUAAUCCCCAGGCAGUAAUUCUCAAGGCCAAUCGCCUUCUUCUUAAACUUGAUUCCAUCCAGGGAAGUGAUCCAAUGAUCCGAGAUGGUAAAAAGUCUAUUAGCCGAGAAUUGGUUAAGUUAAUAGAGCUAAUUGAUGGGAUAUCUGUAGAAAAGUAUGGCCAUCCAAAUAGAGUACUCAAGAAUGUUAAGCGUGGCAGUAGUAAUAACAGGUCUAAGUUUCACAUUCUUCAUGAAAUGGAGAAAAUGGAGAGUAUUAUCAAUAAAUAUAUUGACUUGAGGAAAUCUGUAGAAGAAGAGGAUGAUGAAUUUGAAACCCCCAGAAUUUCAGUCAUUAAGAAGUCGGGGAUUCUGCAAACUGGAAAAAGGGAUGGGGAGUUUCAAUCCAAAGCAAACAAAGUUGUGACUUUUGCGGAUGAUGGUCAUAAUUUAAGAAUCCUCAAACCAUCUAUUUCCAGUGAAGACUCGUAUAGAAUGGUUGAUGCGAACGAAGAGCUUGUCGGGAAUCUCUGCAGGAGGGUUGAAGAUCUUGGUGUGGCAUUGAAAGAGGUUGAUGAUGGUGAAGCUCAAGAAAGCAGUGAUAGUGGAAAAGAAGAUGGUUGAUCAUGAUGGAAAGGGGAGUUUCUUCUUCUCCCCGCCGUUACCUGUGAAGAUGGAAGGAAGGGUUGACUCUGCAGAUUAACUGUUUUUCACACUGCAUACCACAUUGGAGUUUGAGUGCUUGUUUUUUGUAAUAUUGAGACUUAUCUGUUGCUACUUAGUCUGUGAUAGUGGUAGAUGAAGUUGGAAGAGCUUGAUGGAGAUGCCACUUUAAAUUUGUUGUAAUGAGACAUUGUUUCUUUAUUGUGGUUUUGAGAAUGUAUUCCCCUGGUAGUAGAUGCACUGGGGUAAAGAUGAUGAUGAUUCCGCUGGUAGUAGAUACAGGAUGGAAACUCCUGCUCAGUCUAGU